UCAGCUGUUGAGGCAACUGCUGACUAUCUCGGCACAAGGGUAGCUCGUUUGUCAUAUCUAAACCCAGACGAGGCAAACAGAAAUAUCUUUAUUUACAGAGUCCCAAAAAGGUGAACGAUAAAGCUCAGCAAACCAUGCAGGAUGAUUUACUGAUGGACAAAAACAAAGCCCAGCCUCACCAUCAGCAAGAUCCGACGCAAGUAGACCCUCCUCCCUCCACCCCGACCCCGUCAUCGGAGCCCACUUCUUCUUCAUCGGAGUCGGAGAGCCCGUCGACCGGGAGCAACCAAGCGGCUUCAGCGCUGAACAGCAGCAGCAGCAGCAGCAGCAGCAGCAGCAGCAAGGACAAAGUGCCGAUGGAGUCGCCGAUCCUGCCCGGGUUGAGCUUCCACCACCAGCCGCAGGAGACCGGCGGCUCCCUUUCCUCCCCUUCCUCCUCUUCGUUUGGGAGCACUUGGUCCACGGGAACCACAAACGCCGUGGACGAUAGCUUUUUCCAGGGAAUACCCUCGGUGAACGGGACGAUGCUUUUCCAGAACUUCCCCCACCACGUCAACCCGGUCUUCGGGGGUAAUUUCUCCCCGCAGAUCGGUCUGGCUCCCCAGUCCCAACAGCAUCAACAGCAAGCCCAGCAGCAGCAGCAGCAGCAGCAGCAGCCCCAGCAGAGGAGAUCCCCUGUCAGCCCAAGUCAAGGCCCCUUCCCCCAGAGAAACGCUUAUCAGACCAUCAUGAAUAACAGCAAGGGGUCGUCAUCGUCGUCUUCUGCCUCGUCGUCCGCUUGGAAUAAUCACCAAAACGCCGCAUGGAGCACAGCCUCCAACCCCUGGAGCGGCAUGCAGGCAGGCAGGGACCCGCGCAGAGCUGUGGGCGUCGGGGUAGGGGUCGGGGUCGGUGUCGGCGUCGGGGUACCGUCACCCCUGAACCCCAUCUCCCCCAUGAAAAAGCCCUAUACCAGCAAUGUUAUAGCACCCCCCAAAUUCCCAAGACCGGGUCCCCUCACCCCCAAGCCCUGGAUGGAGGACAGCGCCUUCAGGACUGACAACAGCAACAACAUACUGCCUUUCCAGGACCGGAAUCGGCCCUUUGAUGCUUUUAGCUUGCACUCUUUGGAGAGUUCCUUAAUGGAUAUGAUAAGGACUGACCAUGACAAAGGUAAACCACACCCUGCCGGUGGCCCACCAAUGACUAUCGCUGAUAUUAUAUGGAGGAAUCAUUUUGCAGGACGUAUGGGCAUCAACUUUCAUCAUCCUGGAGCAGACCACAUAAUGCCAUUGAAUACCCGGAGCUAUGGCCGCAGAAGAGGUCGUUCCUGUCUUUUUCCCUUUGAAGAUGGUUUCCUCGACGAUGGCCACGGUGACCCCUCCUUAACCCCCGGCCUGAACUCCCCAACCCGCUGUCAGAAUGGAGAGAGGAUGGAGCGCUACUCCAGGAAGGUCUUUGUCGGAGGCCUUCCCCCUGAUAUAGAUGAAGAUGAAAUCACCAACAGUUUCCGUCGCUAUGGACACCUGGUGGUUGACUGGCCCCACAAAGCUGAGAGCAAAUCCUACUUCCCACCUAAAGGCUACGCCUUCCUGCUGUUCCAGGAAGAGACCUCUGUUCAGGCCCUGAUUGACGCCUGCAUCGAGGAGGACGGCAAGCUCUACCUGUGUGUGUCCAGUCCCACCAUCAAAGACAAACCGGUCCAGAUCCGUCCCUGGAAUCUGAGCGAUAGUGACUUUGUCAUGGAUGGUUCCCAGCCUCUGGACCCCCGCAAGACCAUCUUCGUAGGGGGGGUGCCGCGGCCCCUGCGUGCAGUGGAGCUGGCUAUGAUCAUGGACCGGCUGUAUGGAGGUGUUUGCUACGCUGGAAUAGACACCGACCCGGAGCUCAAAUACCCAAAGGGAGCCGGCCGCGUGGCCUUCUCCAAUCAGCAGAGCUACAUUGCUGCCAUCAGCGCUCGCUUCGUUCAGCUGCAGCACAAUGACAUCGACAAAAGGGUGGAGGUGAAGCCGUACGUCCUGGACGACCAGAUGUGUGAUGAGUGCCAGGGGGCACGCUGUGGGGGGAAGUUCGCCCCCUUCUUCUGUGCCAACGUCACCUGCCUGCAGUACUACUGCGAGUACUGCUGGGCCAGCAUUCACUCGCGAGCCGGCCGAGAGUUUCACAAGCCACUGGUGAAGGAGGGGGGCGACCGCCCUCGACACGUGUCCUUCCGCUGGAGCUGAGGGGGGUCACGAGUCAGCCCUGCCCCGGUGAACCCACGCCCGAAUCCCCCCCCUCAAAAUCUCCUGCACCCCCGCUACACCUACAGUCCGGGACAGCGCUGCAACACCCCCCCCUUCUCCCCUCCCCCGGCCCCCAAGUACUCCACCCUGCUCCCCACAAACACCUCAUGAAAAAAGCAAAAAGGAUAUCAUCAAACACAGUACACGGGACUUUCUUCAUACCACAUGGCUCUGAACUCAUUGUCUAGUGUUCCCCUCUGAUGAAGCAUAGCGGGGAAAUGAAAUGCGAAAGUCUAUCAGCUUAGAAUUUGCACUUUGGCACAAAAUCUCACUAAACACACACACACACACACACAGGAUGGUAUGUUAGACACCUGGCUACUUUCAGUUCCCCGUUCUGUUGAGUGGGUGGUGUGGUAUGUCCUGUUGGACCCCCCUCCCCCCUUACUGAGGCAGAGGUGGGACCAUACAAAUAUUUUAAAAAGUAUAUAUUUUUUGUUUUGUACCUAUCUAUACAUAUAUAGAUAAUUUAAAUUUAAUGUAAAAGGAGCAUGCACUUAUUUUCAAAAGCUGUAGUUAUAUCGCCCCUAGUAAAAAAUAAUAAUAAUUACCAAAGGCAAAUGAAAUUAAUGCAUACAGAAAAGCAAAGUAGGUGGCAUAAGAUGUAGCAAGAUUUAACAACUAUCCAGUAGUGUGGGCCCGUAACGCCCAGAGUAAAAAUAACACGGCUAUAUUUGCUCUCAAUUCUGACUCUGAAAAAUAUUAAUACCUCAUAUGCGCAAUCAGAUUAGUUUGCUUUCGAUUUCUAGGUCUUUAUUUUUAUAAUAACAUUAUUUUUUAGUGUUAUGUAAAUGUAAUGCUGCAAUAGCUUUGCUGCUAAAUCCAUGGUAUAAACAGAUACCAUAAGUACUUUAUUCAGGCUAGGGUGUAAAAUAAUAAAUAACUGAAGCACCUGGUGUUUUAGGACGACGAGCUAUCAUAGGGGGAGGGGGCGCCCCUAGACAACGAUGGCUACCUUUUGUGGGGGGUCGGGGUGGGUGGCCCCUAACUGCAUGUUUAUUUCAAUCAGGUUGCUGCAUGCAAUAGACUUUUCAGUAUCAUGUCUACUAUUCGAUUCUGCCCAUGUUUGCACAACACACUAUAGACGUACGUUCGACUCGCACAAAACUGGACAGACACAGGGAAGACUGGUCAAAGGAAUCAUGGCGGCUCUUCGCUGUCACAGGGCGGCCAGAGCAGAUGGUUCCUGCAGAAACAGGCAGUGAACACAUCCAGACGAUGAGGGGGGGGAAAAAAAUAGAACCUUAAUAAUCACAAAUCAAAUUAAAUGUAGGAUUACCAUUUAAAGCUGUCUAUGAUAGGUGAAGUACUUUUUUGCAGUGAUUGUUGAUAUAAUUGUGCAAUUUUUUAUACCGUAUGUAGUUAGGUCUGAGUAUGCCUAGAACUGUGAUUCGCUUUAACUGUCGUUAAUGUCCGACAUAGAAGUCCUGUGAAACUUCAUAACUAGUGUAUGCACACGUAUAUAUGUUCUCUUGUACACACACUUGCACCAGUAUACACAGAAGCCUCUCGACACACAUGAACACACACACACACACACACAUACAUACACACACACACAAACACACACACACACACACACACACACGGACGGCUGUCUUUCUUACGCACACUUAACAGGCCUACAAACACUGAGUCUGAUCUGAAGAGAAGACACAACAAUGUGAGCUUAAACUGAGAACUGAGGUUUUUGUUUUUUUGUUUUUAAAAAAAAAAAAAAAAAUUUGUUCCACCGUUGACAAAAGCGCACGUUUACGUCCCAGAACGCAACCAAAGAGCUCACGUGUUCGACUUUUGACAGACCACCUAACACACAGAGCAAAACAGCCACCCGCAGAGGAGGCUGCGCUGCUCAUGCGGCCUCCUGCAGAGGAGCUCAAGGUGCAGUUGUGCAGUCGAUUAGAUGAGGAAAGAGGGCAGUUGCGAGGAGGAAUUUGGGAGGGGGGCGGGGGGGGAGUAAUAAAUUAAAACAUUGAAGCUACUGGAGACUUGAGGUUGAUAAACUAAGCUCUG
Messenger RNA from Thunnus maccoyii (southern bluefin tuna), 4277 nucleotides. It is a transcript of the gene cpeb3, whose product is annotated as cytoplasmic polyadenylation element binding protein 3. The coding region runs from base 135 to 2204 and encodes 689 amino acids. Lineage: Eukaryota; Metazoa; Chordata; Actinopteri; Scombriformes; Scombridae. The transcript is spliced from 11 exons. Gene Ontology annotation, biological process: negative regulation of cytoplasmic translation. The record is from RefSeq and is a predicted model, not a curated record. Gene Ontology annotation, molecular function: mRNA 3'-UTR binding; ribosome binding; mRNA regulatory element binding translation repressor activity. Gene Ontology annotation, cellular component: nucleus; neuron projection; cytoplasm.